Messenger RNA from Erigeron canadensis, 1842 nucleotides. RefSeq lists its product as uncharacterized. The transcript is spliced from 8 exons. Gene Ontology annotation, biological process: protein transport. The record is from RefSeq and is a predicted model, not a curated record. Bases 99 to 1700 code for a protein of 533 amino acids. Lineage: Eukaryota; Viridiplantae; Streptophyta; Magnoliopsida; Asterales; Asteraceae.
ACUCGAACGCAUACAACAAUAUCUCAUCAAUUCACUGACACACACAACAAUCACAAAUACUAACUUGGAAAAAUAAAAAAAAAAAGAAAAACAAUACGAUGAACUCAACAACCGAACAUCGCCACCUGAAAAACAUAACUAACUUCAUCAAUUCAACCUCCAAAAACAUCUCAUCAAUCUUCACUCCAAAAUCACCAUUGUCAUCAUCUAUUUAUUAUAAUAAUAGUAAUAAUAAUAAUAAUGAAACGCCGUCGUUUUGUUCAAGUAGUUGUUCCUUAGAAAACUCGGAUUCUACGACGACGACAAGGUCAGGAGGGUUUCCAUCGACGAUGAGAAUAUCGAAUUUGAGUUCAACAGGUGGGCCCGCUUUUGUUGGUCAGGUCUUUAGUAUGUGUGACCUUUCUGGUACUGGUCUCAUGGCUGUUUCUACUCAGUUUGACAUCCCCUUUCUUUCCAAUAGAACACCACAAUGGCUUAAAAAGAUGUUUCAAGCAGUUAUAAAAAGCGAGAGGAAUGGCCCUGUGUUCCAAUUUUUCAUUGAUCUAGGAGAUGCAGUUUCUUAUGUUAAGCGGCUGAGUAUUCCUAGUGGGGUAGUUGGUGCCUGCCGGCUUGAUUUAGCAUAUGAACAUUUUAAGGAAAAACCUCACUUGUUCCAGUUCAUUCCAAAUGAGAGACAGGUGAAGGAAGCUAACAAACUUCUCAAGAAUGCACCACAAAACACUCGUAAGAAGAAAGUUGAAGGGGUUCCGGUAUUCACUGCACAAAACUUAGAUAUUGCUAUAGCCACUGCUGAUGGGAUUAAGUGGUAUACUCCCUAUUUCUUCAAUAAAAGCAUGCUAGAUGACAUUCUUGAAGAUUCAGUGGAUCAGCAUUUUAAUUCUCUAAUUCAAUCACGACACGUGCAAAGGCGUCAAGAUAUUAUCGACGACAACAUAGCUUCAGAUUUGCUGGAUGACAGUACAGAAAAUGUGUGGGAACCCCCAGAGGUUCAGGAAGUUAUGGAUGAAAUUGGCGCUCCUUCUAUACCAUUGAGUGUCAUUACAAAGGCUGCAGAGAUACAGCUUUUGUAUACAGUUGAUAAAGUACUUCUUGGAAACAGGUGGUUGAGGAAAGCCACUGGAAUUCAACCUAAAUUUCCAUAUGUGGUUGACUCAUUUGAGAAAAGGAGUGCUGCUUCCUUUCAAAGGGCAUCCAUGUUGCCUCAUGCUGCUCCAGAUUCCGAGUCUGACACUGAGAACAAACAACUACAGCAUUUUAAUUCUUCGAAACAUGAGUCUCAGAGUGAGCACAACCAAAAACCGGACUUCCAUUACCCCUUUGGAGAAUGGUUCACUAAUCCAUGGUUAAAACCACUUCACGAUCAUCAUAAUAUACCGGACAACAGAAAGGGAAGUAGUGGCAAAGAAUACUUAAAAGAGGAGGAACUGCAGCGAAACCCUUUUCUUCCAAAGAUCACCAUGGUUGGUGUGGCGACUGCUGAGGCUGGGCCAAUGAGCAAGGCGACUUUGAAAAAGACCAUGGAUGAUUUGACGAAGGAACUGGAAAGCACCGAUCAGGGAAACACGGCUAUCAGUUCUAACGAAUAUAAAUAUGAUGAUGAAAGGGACCCACUUUUUGUAGCAAAUGUGGGCGAUUACUAUUCAGGCUUGUCAAAAUCGAGUUCUGCUAGAUGGGUUCGCCCUAGAUCAACCAGAAGCUAAGUUUUCAAAGAUUGCUUCAUUUACAAAAGUCCUCUCUUUUCUUUGUAAUUCGUCGACAGGAAAUGUAAAUUAUCAUGAAGAUAUGAUGCAUUGAUGCCUGUUGUUACAAGUAAGAUGCUGUAGUUAAGUUAUAUGGGGCUCA